AUGAGCACCGACAACAUCGCAACCUUGUUUUCCCAAAUCUCGCUGGCUGAGCCCCCGCCACCAUACGACGCAGACCCGCCCACCCCUCCCAAUGUUGCUCAGCCGAGCGCGACUGCUAGCAGUCCGGGCGGGACUGGAUACGCAGUCUAUGUCGGACGCGUCCCCGGGGUAUACGCGGCGUGGCGAGACGCGCAGAAUCAGGUCAAGGCUCUUCCGCACAACUCGUACAAGGCCUUCUCCAGCCUCGAGGCCGCCCAGCGCGCGUACAACGCCGCGGUGUCGCGCGGACUCGUCAGUACUGGAGCGCAGCGCGCGGCCGACAUCCGCCGAGUGGUCGAGAGGCAGCAACUGAUACUCGAAGACCUACCCCUAUGCCUGGCGUUCCUUGAGGACUCGACCAGCAAGGCCAUGGCUGUCGGAUCUUCGAGCUUCUACGUCGUAUACACUGGACUGCAACCCGGUGUCUACUUGACCUACCACGAAUGCUCGUAUCUCACGAGCGGCUACAAGGGUGCUCGUCACUGUAGCUUCAACACGAAGGAUGAGGCGGUCGAGGCGCUCAAGAGCGAGCUCAGGGCAGGCAAAGUGUUCAAGUUAGUGUUGCAGUAA
Schizophyllum commune H4-8 is the source of this 609-nucleotide messenger RNA. RefSeq lists its product as uncharacterized. Bases 1 to 609 code for a protein of 202 amino acids. The transcript is spliced from 3 exons. The record is from RefSeq and is a predicted model, not a curated record. Lineage: Eukaryota; Fungi; Basidiomycota; Agaricomycetes; Agaricales; Schizophyllaceae.